Lolium rigidum is the source of this 1252-nucleotide messenger RNA. RefSeq lists its product as uncharacterized. The record is from RefSeq and is a predicted model, not a curated record. Lineage: Eukaryota; Viridiplantae; Streptophyta; Magnoliopsida; Poales; Poaceae. The coding region runs from base 164 to 940 and encodes 258 amino acids. The transcript has 2 exons.
CGACGCGGCGGCCGUCUCCGGGAUGGCCGCCUCCUAGCUAGCCAGACGCAAUUUCCGGCGGAGCCCCCCGCCCUCCCCUGUUCCGCGGGUGAUAGAGAUCCGGGUUCUUGUCGCAGGAUUGCAGAUGCGCAAAACGUAGUUUAUCAGCUCUUCCUAAUUCAACAUGUGGAGUUUUGCAUCAAAUGCCAUAGCUGGAAGUAUAAAGAAAAAGGCACAGCCACCCAAUCCUGAUUGCUCUGAUGAUGAUGUUUCUUCAUGUGCAAGUAGAGAGGAAGGCCUUGAAUGUCCAAUAUGCUGCGAAUCAUUCAACAUUGUGGAGAACAUUCCAUAUGUCUUGUGGUGUGGUCACACGAUGUGCAAGAACUGUAUCCUAGGUCUUCAAUGGGCUGUUGUCAAGUUCCCAACCCUUCCUGUCCAGCUGCCUCUCUUCAUCUCAUGUCCUUGGUGCAACCUAUUAUCUUUCCGGCUGGUGUACAAGGGCAACCUCAAGUUCCCGCGCAAGAACUACUUCCUGCUGUGGAUGGUUGAGAGCAUGAACGGUGAGCGAGCAAAGUUCCAUUCGUCUGGUCACGAAGGGCACCACUCGUCAGGUCCUUGCAAUGGUGGCACGAGUUCAAGUCAACACCACCGAAGAACCUCAACGGCACGAGCGGAGAUCUCUUCUGCCAGAGACAGAAUUAACGUUGGCAACACUUCCAAUACUGACAACUUCAACGUGUCCCUCUCCCUCCACAAGCUUAUUGUGUGCUUCCUACAGCUGACAGCCAAGUUCCCACUCGUGAUAAUGUUCCUUCUCAUAGUUCUCUACGCGGUCCCUGCCAGUGCUGCAGUUCUGCUCCUGUAUUUUCUUAUCACAUUUUUGUUUGCGCUGCCAUCAGCUUUGAUCCUCUACUUCGCCUAUCCCACAUUGGAUUGGCUUGUGAGAGAGAUAUUCACUUAAUCUGUGCUGUUGGAAAUGUUAGUACGCUGUAUACCUCUGCAAGACAAGUUUCAUGAUAUCACUUGCUGUUAUGGGCUCUGUAUAGAUUUCCCUUCUUUUUUCUCUUUUCUUUUCUUUCUACUCUGGCCUUCUGGGGCUGUAAUUUGUUGCAACUGUCUACUCAUUGAAACUGUUGUUCUUGUCCAUGAGUGACUUGAGGCUCUAUUUUCCUUUUGUUAUGGUCUAGUGUUGUGCUCUUUUAUGGCUCCAAGUUGCGCCUCAUACAAAAGAGCUAUGCCUGGAUUGGACAAAAAUUGUUGAUUGAAAGGUAUA